This is a messenger RNA of Cyprinodon tularosa, 2474 nucleotides long. RefSeq names its product sema domain, immunoglobulin domain (Ig), short basic domain, secreted, (semaphorin) 3H (gene sema3h). Gene Ontology annotation, molecular function: chemorepellent activity; semaphorin receptor binding; neuropilin binding. The coding region runs from base 1 to 2304 and encodes 767 amino acids. NCBI's taxonomy places the organism in Eukaryota, Metazoa, Chordata, Actinopteri, Cyprinodontiformes, Cyprinodontidae. The record is from RefSeq and is a predicted model, not a curated record. The transcript has 18 exons. Gene Ontology annotation, biological process: positive regulation of neuron migration; negative chemotaxis; semaphorin-plexin signaling pathway.
AUGAGGAGGAAGAUGUGUUGGCUGCUGACAGCAGUCCUGGUUGCCCACCUUGGAAGCACUCUGACAGGAGCGUGGAGAGCAGCGCAGCCAAGGCUACAGUUUACAUACUCUGAGCUCAUUCAGAACGGCCGGCUGCUAACACUGCCACUGGAUGCAGGAGACCUCCAGUCCCUGCUGCCGGAUGAAGACAGGAGGCGUCUGUAUGUGGCCAUGAAAGAUAAUCUUCUCUCCACAAGUCUGGAUGACAUAACACAGAACCCACGGAAGCUUUACUGGCCAGCCAGUCCGGACCGUGUCCAAGAAUGCCUAAUGGCUGGAAAAGAUUCAGAGCUGGAGUGUGCAAACUUCCUGCGAGUUCUGCAGCCUUUUAAUCAGACUCACCUGUAUGUUUGUGGAACCGGGGCCUUUAAUCCCCGCUGUGCUUUCAUUGCCACCAGCAUCUUCCACCAGGCAGAGUACCAAACGCUCUCCUAUGGUCGGACAGAGUGUGGGAAGGGAAAAUGCCCCUACGACCCCUUCCAGAAAACAGCUUCUGCUGUUGUUGAUGGAGAGUUGUACGCUGGGAUUACCUCAGAUUUCAUGAGCAGAGACUCUGCUUUCUUCCGGAGCCUCGGGAGUCGACAUGUCAUCCGUACAGAGCAGUACGAUUCCACCUGGCUGCAGGAUGCCCAGUUUGUGCGGGUAGCGCCACUGUCUGAAACUGAUAACCCAGAGGAUGAUAAAGUUUACGUGUUCUUCACUGAGCGUGCCCAGGAGGCCGAGGGGGCGGCUGGGAAGGUUCUCUACUCCAGAGUGGCACGCGUUUGCAAGAAUGACAUUGGUGGUCAGAGGAGUCUGGUGAAUAAGUGGAGCACCUUCCAGAAGGCCCGUAUGGUGUGCUCAGUUCCAGGACCGGACGGCCUGCAGACACAUUUCGACCAGCUGCAGGACAUCUUUAUUCUACAUGGGAAAGACAAGAAGAAUCCUCUCAUCUAUGGCCUGUUCACAACAUCAAGUGAUAUCCUGAAUGGUUCUGCAGUCUGUGUUUAUCGGAUGGAAGAUGUGGUUCGAGCUUUUAAGGGCAACUUUCUGCAUAAAGAGGGGCCUCAGUACAAAUGGGCUGAGUUUACAGGAAAGGUGCCUUAUCCACGGCCAGGAACUUGUCCCAGCAGCACAUAUGGCAGCUACAGCUCAACCAGAGAGUAUCCUGACGAUGUGAUUUUCUUCAGCAGGACUCAUCCUCUGUUGCAGGAACACGUGCUGCCUCUGGGUGAGCGGCCACUUUUAGUGAGAGUGGGUGUUCACUACAAGUUCAGCAAACUUCUGGUGGACCGGGUGGAAGCUGUGGACGGCACGUAUGAUGUCCUGUUCAUCGGCACAGAUUCUGGACUCGUGCUAAAGGCCAUCCAUCUGCCCAGAGAGCACGGUCACAGUCAGGAGGUCACUCUGGAGCAGUUACAGGUUUUUCAGCAUAAAUCAUCCGUGACGGCGAUGGCAUUGUCAAAGAAAAAGUGGUUGUUUGUGGGCUCAAGGGAGGGUGUGUCCCAGCUGGCCCUGUACCAGUGUGAGCUGUAUGGUCAGGCUUGUGCUGAAUGCUGCCUGGCAAGGGAUCCUUACUGCACCUGGGAUGGACAUGCCUGCAGCCCAUAUAUGCCCACCGUGCGCCGGAGAAAUGCUCGUCAUUUAGGGGAAGAGGAGGACCCUCUGACUCAGUGUGUCCGACAGGGGGCUGUGCUGCAGGUGGAGGCAGAGCAGAGGGUCAUGAUGGUGGCAGAGGGAAACAGCACCUACCUGGAGUGUCUGCCUCGAUCCAGACACGCUGCCGUUACCUGGUAUAAACAAGCAGGAGAGAAUAGUGCCGAAUUAAACCAGGUUUUGACAGGUGACCAGCUGGUGGUGAUAGAGCGGGGGGUCCUGAUCCGGCGAGCUGAGCUCUCCCACGGUGGCGUCUACCACUGUCAGGUGGAGGAGCACGGUUAUCACUGGACCGCAGUCACCGUCCGUCUUGCUGUCUGGAGCCCCUCUGCCAAUCGCGUUCUCGCCUCGUUGUCUGGUUCGUCCUAUCAGAGCGCAGGAACCCAGCCUUGGUACGAGGAUGUGAUGGCCCUGAUUCACCCUGGAAACCUGGGCGAGCACUGCAAGGCCCUGGGAUACCGUCCACCACGCAGCCAGCGUCAUCGUGGGGGCUUUAUGAUUGCCGCCCACAAGGAGAAGGAAAGGGCUGAAAAGCACAAGCAUGGGGGAGGAAGAGGAGGAGGGGGAGGUCGCGUUGUAGGGAGGAAGAGCAGGAGCAAGCCUCAACAGAGGGCUCCAAGGAGCGCUUGAACGCAGAUCUUCAUUGACUGAAACACACACACUUUGUGUAACCUACACAUGCACACACUUAACUUAUGCUUUAGGACCCACACAUACUGUACAUACAGAGACUACGUCAUGCGCAUGCACUUAUCGAAAAUAAAAAAGCAUCCUCUCAUUAUAUCAGUCAAGUCCAAUGC